Messenger RNA from Vitis riparia (riverbank grape), 2738 nucleotides. Its product is annotated as DEAD-box ATP-dependent RNA helicase 24. The coding region runs from base 237 to 2552 and encodes 771 amino acids. The record is from RefSeq and is a predicted model, not a curated record. The transcript is spliced from 5 exons. Gene Ontology annotation, molecular function: ATP binding; RNA binding; RNA helicase activity. NCBI's taxonomy places the organism in Eukaryota, Viridiplantae, Streptophyta, Magnoliopsida, Vitales, Vitaceae.
AAUCGUAUGCAGCGCGGCCAGGUCUUAAGUCGGCGACCACGGUGCAGCAGAUAAUAAAACGUUAGGCGCGCAAAUUCUUGCUCAGUUGUAUAGGGAGAAAAAAGGAAAAAGGAAAAAAAGCCCUAGAAGAUCCAAGCAAACGCCCAAAAGGUCGGACUAGGGUUUAUUAUUCGACGCCAGUUGAUGGUAAUUUAGGGUUUCGGUUUAAUUUUGCAUAAUUGAAUCGAAUCGGGCGCAUGUCGAAGCGAAAAUUCGGAUUCGAAGGUUUCGGGAUAAAUCGGCCGGCGACCUACAACUUCGAGCGGUCCCAAGCUCCGCAGCGCCUCUACGUGCCUCCGUCGUCUCGCUCCGGGGGCCAUGACAACUACGAGGAUCAUGACCUCGACAAUAUCGACUACGAUGACAAGGAUGAGCACGGGGAGGUGGCUGGAGGCGGUGGUGAGGUGGAUGAUGGUGAGAUAGACCCACUUGACGCUUUCAUGAAGGGAAUCCACGAGGAAAUGAGAGCUCCGCCGCCGCCGAAGGUGGUGGAGAAGGCGGAGAAAUACGUGGAUGAUGAUGAGGAUGAUCCGAUGGAAAGUUUCUUGAGGGCGAAGAAGGAUACGGGGUUGGCGUUGGCUGCGGAUGUGAUGCAUGCCGGGUAUGAUUCAGACGAGGAGGUUUACGCGGCUGCUAAGGCUGUUGAUGCGGGGUUGAUAGAGUAUGAUUCAGAUGAUAAUCCGAUUGUUUUGGAUAAGAAGAAGAUUGAGCCGAUACCGGCUUUGGAUCAUAGUUCGAUUGAGUAUGAGCCCUUCAAUAAGGACUUCUACGAGGAGAAAGAUUCGAUUUCAGGAAUGACUGAGCAGGAUGUCACUGAAUACAGGAAGAGCUUGUCGAUUCGUGUUUCAGGUUUUGAUGUGCCAAGACCAAUUAAGACGUUUGAAGACUCUGGUUUCUCUCCGCAAUUAAUGAAUGCUAUCACGAAACAAGGGUAUGAAAAACCUACACCAAUACAGUGCCAAGCUUUUCCAAUUGUGCUUUCUGGAAGAGAUAUUAUUGGGAUAGCAAAAACUGGGUCUGGAAAAACUGCAGCUUUCGUGCUGCCAAUGAUUGUCCAUAUUAUGGAUCAGCCUGAACUGGCCAAAGAAGAAGGUCCUAUUGGAGUGAUAUGUGCUCCAACUAGGGAAUUAGCUCAUCAAAUAUAUUUGGAGUCGAAGAAGUUUGCUAAACCAUAUGGAAUUCGUGUAUCUGCCAUCUAUGGUGGGAUGUCCAAACUUGAACAGUUCAAAGAACUCAAAUCAGGAUGUGAGAUUGUAAUUGCUACUCCUGGGAGAUUGAUAGACAUGAUAAAAAUGAAGGCCCUGACAAUGUUAAGAGCAACUUACCUAGUUCUUGAUGAGGCUGAUAGGAUGUUUGACCUUGGAUUUGAGCCACAAAUAAGGUCUAUCGUUGGUCAGAUUCGGCCAGACCGUCAGACUUUACUCUUUUCAGCGACAAUGCCCCGCAAAGUUGAAAAGUUAGCAAGAGAGAUUCUUACUGAUCCUGUAAGAGUUACCGUUGGGGAGGUGGGAAUGGCCAAUGAAGAUAUCACACAAGUUGUUCAAGUGAUUCCUUCUGAUGCUGAUAAGUUGCCCUGGCUUCUUGAUAAGCUACCUGGAAUGAUUGAUGAUGGAGAUGUUCUAGUUUUUGCUUCAAAGAAAGCCACAGUAGACGAAAUUGAAUCACAAUUGGGCCAAAAGGGGUUUAAAAUUGCAGCUCUCCAUGGUGACAAAGACCAGGCUUCUCGGAUGGACAUUCUCCAAAAAUUUAAAUCUGGCAUCUAUCAUGUUCUUAUUGCAACUGAUGUGGCUGCUCGUGGUCUAGACAUCAAGUCAAUCAAAUCAGUGGUAAACUUUGAUAUUGCUAGAGACAUGGAUGCUCAUGUUCAUCGUAUUGGUAGAACUGGUCGUGCUGGUGAUAAAGAUGGGACUGCAUACACUCUGAUUACACACAAGGAGGCCCGGUUUGCUGGAGAAUUGGUUGGAAGUCUGAUUGCAGCCGGACAGAAUGUGCCCAUGGAACUAAUGGAUCUUGCUAUGAAGGAUGGGAGAUUCAGGUCCAAACGUGAUGCCAGAAAAGGAGGUGGGAAAAAGUCAAAAGGAAAGGGAGGCAAUGGUCGAGGUGUUCGUGGUGUGGAUUUCGGUUUGGGCAUCGGAUAUAACCCUGAGUCCAAUAACCCUUCAUCUCAAACUGUUCCAAGUCGAGCUGCUGCAGUUAAUUCUUUAAGAACGGGAAUGAUGGCACAAUUUAAAAGCAAUUUUGUUGCUGCUACAUCUGGUUCCCAAAAUCAGGGCUCCAAUAACAGUCCAAGUACUUAUGCCAACAAGAGACCAGUUUUGCAGGGUUUUGUUUCUGGUGGUUCAAUAGGUGGAGAUAUGAAUAGAGCUCAAACAACCAGUUCAUUCAGCCCUGCUCCAACGUCAGCGGGAAAAACCAGUGGUCAGAACUCUGGAGAAAAUGCCAGCCACAGAAACUCGGAAAACUCUAGAGAUAGAUCCAGAGAAAGGCGGAGGCCUUCCGGUUGGGAUCGGUGAUGUAUAAGGUGAAAGACCACCACCAUUGCAUCUGAAUAAAAAACUUGGAUGUUCUAGGUGGUCCACUCUUGUGGUGAUGCUGUCUGUAUCAGUAUGAUGUUAAAUUUUUAGUUUUUAUAGAAGUUGCUACAAAAUAAUUUUUCAUCAUAUUAAUCAAUCUUGAUCCUUGUUAAGUUGUUUAUUUGA